Molecule: messenger RNA, 2604 nt
Organism: Pezoporus occidentalis (night parrot)
Lineage: Eukaryota; Metazoa; Chordata; Aves; Psittaciformes; Psittacidae
Gene: RBFOX3
Product: RNA binding fox-1 homolog 3
Exons: 16
Coding region: 875-1987 (370 amino acids)
Biological process (GO): nervous system development; regulation of alternative mRNA splicing, via spliceosome
Cellular component (GO): nucleus; cytoplasm
Molecular function (GO): mRNA binding
Source: RefSeq, a predicted model, not a curated record
GCAGCCGCGUGCGGGGCUGCCCGGUGCGGCGAGCCCAGCCCCGCGCAUCCCGGUGCCGCCUCCUGCCGCCGGGCUGCCCCGGACGCCGCUGCUCGGGAGAUGCCGCUCGGCGGGCGGGAACCCGCGGCUGCCCUGAGCCUCCUCCGCCGCCGCGGCGGGCGCCGCUGAGCGCGCCAAGGAACUGCUGCUGUGAGACCCCAAAGGCUCUUCCAGACAGCUCCGAGGGGCAAAGGCGAGUGUGAGCUCCUGCUUGCGACCACAGCACCAGGUUCCUGCUCGUGGCCUCCAGAGAGCCCAGCGUGAGCACCGCAGGAGGAGCUGGGCUGAACAAAAGGGCUGCCCUGUGUCCAUCUCUGAUCCCUGCUCUGCAGCCCACCCCACAGCAGCAUGCCUGGUGCUGGCAGCUGGCUCUGAAGCUCACAGCAGCCUGCAGCGAGCAACCGCACUGUGCCAGAAAGUGAGGCGAGAAGACAGGGUGCUCGUCCAUGCUGGCCCUUGGCACUGGAGCUGGACACUGAGCACCCGAGGGGACAGAGCCCACCGAGGAGCAGCGGUGCUCAGCGCAGCUGGCAUCGGGGAGCAGCCCUUCACCCUCCCACCGGUCCCACGGCCCUCCUCAGCACCCAGCUGCCAACAUGAUGAUGUACUUUUGGACCGUGCGCUCAGUGCCAGUGUCUAAUGGCACCGAAGUGAACCGCGGAGCGCGGCUGCGGGCGCAGCGGCCUGCCGCAGAUGAACCCUCCUAACUAGCGCCGAGGGGUCGGGAGGGACGGCGAGGAGGGGAGAGCCCGAGGGGCCGGCCGGGAAGACGAGGAUAUAGCGCUGUGCGGAAGAGGACGGACCCGCGAGCAGCUUCACGGCUACCUGUCGACACAUGCUGUGCUCCAUGGCUAACUCGGGCUGCCUCCUUGUCUCCAACUCAGGCAUGCUUCCUCACUCUCUCCCCUGUCCUCCAGCCUUCCUCUACCUCCAACAGGGUAACCAGGACGCCACGGCUCCGCCGGACGCAAUGGCUCAGCCCUACCCCCCGGCCCAGUACCCCCCGCCCCCCCAGAACGGGAUCCCCGCAGAGUUCGCGCCGCCGCACCCGCACCCCACGCCGGACUACUCGGGGCAAAGCACAGUACCGGAGCACGCCAUGACCCUCUACACACCAGCACAGAGCCACGCCGAGCAGCCGGGCACCGACGCCAGCACACAGUCCAUAGCCGGGACGCAGCCGGUACCGCAGACAGAUGAGGCGGCACAGACAGACAGCCAGCAGCUACACUCCACAGAUACCACAGACAAGCAGCAGCCCAAGAGGUUACACGUCUCCAACAUCCCCUUUCGAUUCCGGGACCCCGACCUGCGGCAAAUGUUCGGGCAAUUUGGGAAGAUCCUGGACGUGGAGAUCAUUUUCAAUGAGCGGGGCUCCAAGGGUUUUGGGUUUGUAACUUUUGAAACUAGCACAGAUGCCGACCGGGCACGGGAGAAGCUGAAUGGCACCAUCGUAGAGGGCCGGAAGAUUGAGGUGAACAAUGCCACGGCCCGUGUCAUGACCAACAAGAAGGUUGCCAACCCCUACACCAAUGGCUGGAAGCUGAACCCUGUGGUGGGAGCAGUCUACGGCCCCGAGUUCUACGCAGUAACGGGGUUCCCGUACCCCGCCACGGGGACGGCCGUGGCCUAUCGAGGGGCACACUUACGGGGACGAGGACGCGCCGUCUACAACACGUUCCGUGCUGCACCACCGCCGCCACCCAUCCCCACCUACGGAGCGGUCGUUUAUCAGGACGGGUUCUACGGAGCUGAGAUCUAUGGGGGUUAUGCUGCCUACAGAUACGCCCAGCCUGCGGCAGCGGCGGCAGCAUACAGCGACAGUUACGGCAGAGUGUAUGCAGCGGCAGACCCGUACCACCACACCAUCGGCCCCGCCGCCACAUACAGCAUCGGCACCAUGGCUAGUCUAUACCGAGGAGGGUACAGCCGCUUCACUCCCUACUAGCAAGACAGACACAGCCCCUCCCACCACUAACACUGACUGCUCACUAGCACCAAACCAAACCAGGCAGCCAGAGCCACGGCCGAGGCUCUGGAGGAACCACGGGGUGCCCGGGCUGGGGCACGGCCAGGCUCCCCUGAGCCGCGGUGCCCACAGGCCAUAGGGUCACCUCGAGCUGCUCCACCCUGUCGCCUGCCCGGGUCUCCUGCAUCAUCUGCCUGCAGGGACAUGGGGCAGCUCCUGUCCCUGCAUCCCUGGGGUUCAUGGGGAGCAGGGCCAGCCCUCGGCCCUGGUAGCACCCCCAGCCCAGAGCCUGGGGGGUUGUGGGGUCCUCGUGUGGCUUCACCCUGACCUGAGCCCCGGGCAGGCACUGCCCUUGCUGGGGUGCAGAGGGCUUAUCCGCCUGCAAAGCCGAGGGGAUGCUCGUGCAGGCACGGGGGGCACGGUGCCUACGGCAGCCCGAGGGGCAUAGGAAAGAGAGGAGCCAGCAGGGGCUGCUGCACGUUCAGGGGCUGAGCCGGGCUGGGGCGCAGUGUGGGGCUAGGGGGGCCGGGAUGGCAUCAGCAUGGCCCCGGCCAGGCUGCCCACGCGCGGCUCCAGUGAAAGACCUGCCUCUCUGU